Molecule: messenger RNA, 625 nt
Organism: Culex pipiens pallens (northern house mosquito)
Lineage: Eukaryota; Metazoa; Arthropoda; Insecta; Diptera; Culicidae
Gene: robl
Product: dynein light chain roadblock-type 2
Exons: 3
Coding region: 160-453 (97 amino acids)
Biological process (GO): microtubule-based movement
Cellular component (GO): cytoplasmic dynein complex; centrosome; cytoplasm
Molecular function (GO): dynein intermediate chain binding
Source: RefSeq, a predicted model, not a curated record
AACCCAGUUGUCAAAACAACAGCAAAACAGACCAGCUAACUUUUUCAUUUCCGAUUUUUUCGUCGUCGGAGAGUCUGCAUCUGCUACGUUUUACCGGUGAAAAUCUGGGACCAGCUCAACAUCCGGACAGUCGACUAGUCCGUGCACAUUCCAGCAACCAUGUCUCAAGAAGUGGAGGAAACUCUGAAGCGAAUCCAGUCGCACAAGGGCGUCGUCGGAACGAUCGUCGUCAACAAUGAAGGCAUCCCGGUCAAGAGCACGCUGGACAACACGACCACCGUCCAGUACGCCGGCCUGAUGAGCCAACUCUCGGACAAGGCGCGCAGCGUCGUCCGCGACCUGGACCCGUCCAACGACCUUACCUUUUUGCGCGUGCGCUCCAAGAAGCACGAGAUCAUGGUCGCCCCCGACAAGGACUUUCUGCUGAUUGUGAUCCAGAACCCGACGGAUUAGAUUAGGGCGGUUCUUUCGUAAGUAGAGUGUGGUACGCGAAAACGAUUGAAAAUUGGUAUUUAUUUAAAACGCUGUAACGCUGCUGCUAUUUGUGUAACCGAGUAAAAAUCUUCAUUUUAUUUCCAUUUGCUAAAAUCACAACUGUGUCGUUUAGUUGUAGAAGUACUACUGA